AUGACCCCUGAACAAGAGCGUCUAAGAGAGUUGGAGCGUCAACUGGAGGAGAUGAAGCGCCGCAAUCGCGCCCCACGACGAGAGCGCCACCGUGACGAUGAUGACAGGUACGAUGACGACGAAGACGGUGACGACGAAGACGACGACAGGGAUGAUGUAGCAAGGGAUGAUGAUGAGUACGAGGAGAAGCGGCGCCGGGCAUCCAGACGCCGCUCAAGGAUGCAGCGCAACACCCGCAAACGCCGCACGAAGGAAUAA
This is a messenger RNA of Trypanosoma grayi, 258 nucleotides long. RefSeq lists its product as hypothetical. NCBI's taxonomy places the organism in Eukaryota, Euglenozoa, Kinetoplastea, Trypanosomatida, Trypanosomatidae. The record is from RefSeq and is a predicted model, not a curated record. The transcript has a single exon. The coding region runs from base 1 to 258 and encodes 85 amino acids.